This is a messenger RNA of Octopus bimaculoides (California two-spot octopus), 4682 nucleotides long. Its product is annotated as la-related protein 1. Gene Ontology annotation, biological process: positive regulation of translation; mRNA stabilization. Gene Ontology annotation, molecular function: RNA cap binding. Lineage: Eukaryota; Metazoa; Mollusca; Cephalopoda; Octopoda; Octopodidae. The record is from RefSeq and is a predicted model, not a curated record. Gene Ontology annotation, cellular component: cytosol; cytoplasmic stress granule.
CGUCCACACAGACAGUCAAACACCCCCGCCACUGUUGUUCGGUACGCAUGCGCGAUUCUCCUUCUCUCGUGUAAUGGCGACAUGUGCUUUUGCAGGGAGUCCACUUGUAGGAGAGACGGCAGCAUUUAAGCUGUUUGUGGGCUGAGCGGGUGUGAGAGCUGUGCAAGCUUGAAAACUGAAAAAUUUUUUUUUUUUUUCGCUACUGGGAUUUUACUUUUACUUAACUGACUGAUUACAACAACAACGGACUUUACCCGCAGCAAUUUGUGUGUCUACCCACAAGACACAUCUUUGGGGGAAAAAAUUUGAAGAAGAGAAAAAAAAAAAAAAGACAUUUUUUUUUUCUGUCUGUCUGCCUCAGUUAUUUCAGGAGAUAAAAACGAUAACAAGCAAGGAAAAAAAGAAAGGAUCCCUUUUAAAUAUUUUGAUGAAAAAAACUCUGCUAUAAGAGACAUUUGUGUGUGUAUAUAUAUAUAUAUACUUAAUUACACACACUCAUAUACAUACAUACAUACAGGGCAUAUAUUUAGCUAUAGAAAACUAUAUAUACAUAUAAAGCAUUAGUGCUCGUUUGUGUGUGUGUAUAUUAUAUACAUUACAUAAAGUACAUCUAUAUAGUACAAAAAAAAGGACAAUUUAAAAAAAAAUAUAUUGGUGAAGGAUAAAACACGGAAUGCUAUUAUAAAAUUAAGCCAAAAAAAGAAAGCUCUGCAUAUAUAACCCCCUCCAGAAGCAGCUAAUUCCGUUUAUUAAUUGGAAAUUCCUCAAAACCAGGAUUACUAUUAUUAUUAUUGUUAUUAAUAUUCUGAUUAUUUUUCGUUUUAAUCUCUUCUUAAUUUUGCAAAGAAAGAGAAAAGAAAAAAGAAAUACAAGCUUUGAAUCACAAAUUUUUGUUGCUGCUUAAGCAAGAUUUAUUAUUCCUCUCUUACGAUUAUUCAAAUGUUUUUGAAAUUUUUGGUGUGAAUGAACCUAAAUAAGAUACAUUUGAGAUCGUAUUAAUUUCUUUUUAUUAAACUUUGUUUCCUUUUUACAAUUCUUGCUGAAGUUAAAAAGCGCUUUUUAUAUUGUUUAUAUAAUAAUAAUAAUAAUAAUCAUUAUAAUUGUCGUCAUUACUAGAUCUAAGAGCAAAAAUAAAACUUGCACCAUCAUCUAUGUAUGGUAUUUUCUAUGUGCUUUAACUACCAGCAGUCUGACAAGGACUUCUAGUUAACCUGGAGCACGUUCGAGGAGACACAAAAGACAUAUCUUGCUUUGAUCAGUCUUUUCUCGAGAAACCGUUCAAUAUGGCGACAAAGGUCUCAUCACAGUCGACGGGCACCUCAUCGUCAACAACACACCUCGUCUCCUCUCCGGACUGUAGCAGCACUCAUCGAAAUAAAACAGUCGCCGAGAACCAGAGAAAGUCAAAGAGCGAAACCAACGCCAGUCCCACGACUAGUUCCAAUACCCAUGCCACAGCUAUGUCCUCUCCGACCGCAGUAGCCUCUUCCGGCCCCAACGGACACUCUGCUACUACUAAUAGUAGCCAUAAUAAUAAUAAUAAUACCUCGACAGCUGACGAUGGGAAGAGGAACUCCAAGUCAGAUUCCAGUAAGGGUUCAAACACGCAAACACGUGUCGAAGUGAAGAAAUUCGACAACAAAACAUAUGUCGAAGCUCCCCUGCCAAAGCACAAUCCAUGGAAUAAGGGUAAAACUGGAAACAGCAAACAAGCUAAUCCUACACCGAUCGAGACUGUGACGAAAGUUCAAGAAACAAAAGUUAUUAAAAUUACACAAGAUAAGAAAGUAGAUGUGCCCAAGUCUCGCCUCACACCAACACUGGCAGCGACUACAGAUAUGGAUGGUUCUAAUGGCUUUCAUGAUGACAAUUGGCCUGCUUUAAGUGAAGUAACUGAUCUUCAAGUUACAAAAAAAUCAGCACGAUCCUCUAACAACACACACUCUCCUGUACCAUCAUCAAAUGGCCAGAAUGACUCUGGAGGAGAUGACAGUGCCAAAGAGAAUAAGGAGAAUGGUGCAGUUGCAGAAGAUGCAAAUAAGGGCGCUAAAAAGAAAGGAUGCCGACAGAAAUGGGUUCCACUGGAAAUAGAGCCACCCAAAGUUCACGGUAACAGACGCAGUCGUAGCCAAGGCCGCAGAGGAGGUGCAUCAACUGCAUCAAUUCCUCGUAGACCGAUGGGAGAUAAGUUGAAAAAAACAGAACCUGGCUCCAAAGUCCCAGAGUCUGGCAACUGGAGAGACGGUAUGGCACCACUCAGCCCAAAAGAAAUGCAAAGAUCUUACCGUGGCGGACGUCGAGGAAGGGGCCGUGGUCGUGGUGCUGGCGGAAGUGGACGAGGACGUGGAAGGGGGUUUUCUCUGCAUGAUCCUUACCAAUAUGAUCCAACAGCCUAUUUCAAUGGGACCAUGUACUAUGGCAUUCAGUCUUAUGACAACGCACAAGUGAAAGAAUUCAUCAAAAGUCAAAUAGAGUACUAUUUGUCAGAAGAUAACUUGAACCGGGAUUAUUUCCUACGGCAGAACAUGGAUCAGGACGGAUGGAUUCCUUUAACGCUCAUCUCAACGUUCCGGCGAAUUGCCAACGCCACUAAAGUUAUGGAUGUUAUUAUUGAGGCACUUCAAGACAGUGAUUCAGUUGAAUACUCUGUAGAUUUGAAUGCUGUUCGACCUAAAGAAGGUCCGUCAAAAUGGCCUGUCUCGGCACCAGUUUUGCCUCCCAAAAGUAACCUUCACCCAGAUGUUCCAGAAUUUAUUCCAGGCCAAACUUAUGCAUUCCCUGAACGCAAUACUGAAGAUAGCCAUAGCCUGGGAGGAACUGAAAGCAAAGAAUCUGAAGACACCAGCAUAAAUGAGGAAACUCCCAGUGAACCUACACCCGAAGGUGUUCCUUCAAACUUACUUACCAUACCUCCUGUCGUCUCACAAAGUGCACCAGAUUUACAGGCUGAAUGGGUUCAGGUACGAAACCGCAAGAAAUGUGCACAGAAAGAAAAACGAAGUCGAGAGCAGGAUGAUAAAGCUGAUGAUACAGAGCGAGAAGAGUUGAAUUUUAUGCUUGAUGAAGAAUUAGAGCAACUUGAAGUUGGACGACGCAACUGCUUCAGUGAAUGGUCUGAUGACGAAGAUUUGCCAGAUGAAAUUGAUGACUCAGAUAUUAACAAAAUUCUCAUCGUUACUCAGACACCCCCGGCUCUCCGAAAACAUCCAGGGGGCGACCGGACUAAUGAGGCAACGUCAAGAGUGAAAAUAAAUACCGAAUGCUAUCAUAUUAUAAAUGAUGGCUUGCGCUAUUAUGAAAACUUGUGUUGGGAUACCAAUCUGCUGAAUGAUUUCAAAGAGUAUCGUACUUUGAAUAUGAUUAGCAAAGAAGAAUUUGACAGUCUUGCUCCAUACAAACCAAAUGAUACAAACCAAGAAAUUCCUCCUCCACCACCACCACCUGCUCAUGAGAGACAUCCACAAACACCAUCACAGACAGAAUUAUCACGGUCAUUGCCGACAUACGUUCCAGAAACACCUGGAUACUUUGAAGGUCCUCGAACUCCAAAAUAUGUACGAAAUGACAUGUUACCACGCUUUUAUCCUGUGGUGAAAGAUUCCAGUCGACCUCCAGAUCCCCAGACUCCAAGAAAGCAAAAAACCAAAUAUAGUAAUAACCCGCCAAUUGAAAGCCAUGUUGGUUGGGUAAUGGAUGCCAAAGAACAUCGACCAAGGUCCAGACACAGUUCCAGCUCAUAUUCUCAAAGCCCUAGUGAUAGUGCAUUGUCAACAAGUGCUCCCCAGACAUUCCCGCUAUUCCAACAUCCAUCAUAUGAACUGCUGAAAGAGAAAAACUUUGUCUGGACAGUUUAUCAUAAGUACCAUGCCAAAUGUCUUAAAGAGAGGAAAAAGCAAGGAAUUGGUCUUUCUCAAGAAAUGAACACAUUAUUCCGCUUUUGGUCAUUCUUCCUUCGAGAACACUACAACAAAAAGAUGUACAUUGAAUUUAAGACGUUGGCCUGUGAAGAUGCUAAAGCUGGAUAUCGGUAUGGUUUGGAAUGCUUAUUUCGCUUCUACAGUUAUGGUUUGGAAAAACGAUUUCGAAGUGAAAUAUAUCAAGAUUUUCAAGAAGAAACUAUUAGAGAUUAUGAAAAUGGUCAGCUGUAUGGUUUGGAGAAAUUUUGGGCAUUCUUAAAAUAUUCUCGAAGAAACGUGGAUGUGGAUUCCAAAUUAAAACAGUGGUUAUCAAAAUACAAACGCUUAGAAGAUUUCCGGAAAGAGCCUGAUGCAGAUUUAUUUAAGAGUCAAUCAGCUGAACCAAAGCCAACGAAGGGUAUUGAUAUUCCAGCUUCCAGCCACUUGUCACACUCGUUAUCGUCGUCAACGCAUCCAUCGAGUUCCCAUGGAGACUGAGUUGCACCACAUGUGUAAAACCUGCUGGUGGCUCAUGCAAAGCUUUACACUACUGUUGAUUAUCAAAUGUAUUCAGGGUAAACCACGACAGUGAUGAUGAUAAUGAUUACAGGCAUCUUUUUUUUCCCCCCCUCCAACUAUGAUAACAGCAAUGGCGCUAAAGAUAUUUUAAAUGAAAAGCUAAAAAAAAAUGAGAGCAAAAAAAAAACAGAAAAAACAUGCUAUAUUUUGAUAAGGGAGUCUUCUGCUCUGCUUUUUUUUUUUUUUUUUUUUUUACUGUGUAUAUAA